GCAAAAUUAAAGGGUACACCUGCAUCUACCGCCCUGAAAAGCGACUCGACCUUUCUUCCUCCUCAUGUCCACGGUAGCAGCUUUUAAAGCAGGGGGGCACAAUGCUUUUGUCGUAGGUUGGACCGGAGAAGUGGGCAAGGAGGUUGUCUCGUCUCUGGCCGCCACGGAUGCCUACAAGAAAGUUUAUCUGAUCGGACGCCGCAAUGCCGAGCUCCCCGCAGGGCCCGGGUACGAGAAAAUGGAACAACGAAUCCUGGAUUUCGACUCCCUCUUGACCGACCCACCCUCUCCGGCCACCAUCGCGGCUUUUGCCGACGCCGACGUUGGUUUCUGUUGCCUGGGGACCACCAGGGGGAAAAGCGGGGUCGAUGGUUUCAUCAAGGUGGAUUAUGAGUACGUGCUGGGCGCUGCCCGCGCCGCCAAAGCAGGCGGCCUCCAGGCCUUCCACGUCGUCACCUCCGUGGGCAGCAACGCCGCCAGCCGCAUGCUCUACCCCAAGACCAAAGGCCGUGCCGAGGAGGGUCUCAAAGAAUUAAGCCUGGCGCGGCUCUCCAUCUACCGCCCCGGCGUCCUUCUCUGCAAUCGGGCCGAGAAACGGUUGUUGGAUCAGGCCGGUCGUUUCUUUCUGGCGCCGGUAGCGGCCGUGGCGCCCACCGCCAUGACCGUCCCCACCAAGGUUGUGGGGCGAGCGAUGGUAGUCAAUUCGGUCCUGGGAGGGGUGGAGGGAGGCACAGAAACGUUGGAAAACGCCGCGAUCCAUGCCAUGGCCAAGAAAGAUCUGUAG
Molecule: messenger RNA, 784 nt
Organism: Nannochloropsis gaditana CCMP526
Product: oxidoreductase htatip2
Exons: 4
Coding region: 65-784 (239 amino acids)
Biological process (GO): import into nucleus
Cellular component (GO): cytoplasm
Source: RefSeq, a predicted model, not a curated record